Molecule: messenger RNA, 734 nt
Organism: Durusdinium trenchii
Lineage: Eukaryota; Dinophyceae; Suessiales; Symbiodiniaceae
Source: the annotation of a GenBank genome assembly
GAACCUGCGAUGAUGUAUGCGGAGUCGACAACUGCGAUACCCAAAAGCAGGAACAACUUCAAGGAGCAGAUUUGGUGGCUGUGUCUACAAGCUUGGGCUCGCCGUGCACUCUUGACCCGGGUGUUAACUGGGCAGCUGCCCGUAUGUGGCGGGAGGGGACGUGCUUCCCUUAUGGGGGAGCGCCGGGCAACACCGCAUGUUCUGCCACAUCCACAUUCAAUCAGGGAAAACGCAUUUGCUACUGCUUAACCACGACUACCACGACUACCACGACCACCACCACUACAGCUGCCGACGGCGUUUGGGAGUUCAGCCCGGAUCCAGGAACCUGCGAUGAUGUAUGCGGAGUCGACAACUGCGAUACCCAAAAGCAGGAACAACUUCAAGGAGCAGAUUUGGUGGCUGUGUCUACAAGCUUGGGCUCGCCGUGCACUCUUGACCCGGGUGUUAACUGGGCAGCUGCCCCUAUGUGGCGGGAGGGCACGUGCUUCCCUUAUGGGGGAGCGCCGGGCAACACCGCAUGUUCUGCCACAUCCACAUUCAAUCAGGCAAAAACGACCACGACCACGACCACGACCACCACCACGACUACUACGACCACCACCACUACAGCUGCCGACGGCGUUUGGGAGUUCAGCCCGGAUCCAGGAACCUGCGAUGAUGUAUGCGGAGUCGACAACUGCGAUACCCAAAAGCAGGAACAACUUCAAGGAGCAGAGCCUUGUUUCACAUAG